AUGACUGACUUAGGGGAAAUGUCUUAUUUCCUUGGUAUGGAGAUCAGUCAAACUCAAUAUGGAAUCUUUGUUAGCCAACAGAAAUAUGCUAAUGAAGUCUUGAAAAAGUUCAAUAUGGACAAAUGCAAACCAAUGGAUACUCCAUUGGUUGCAAACCUGAAGCUGAGCAAAGAUGAUGGGGCUGUGAAGGUUGAUAAGGGAAUUUACAGUAGCCUGAUAGGGUGUUUGCUGUAUUUGACAACAACCAGGCCUGACUUAAUGUUUGCAACAAGCCUCCUCUCCAAGUUUAUGAGCAACCCGAGUGAAAUCCACUUCAUGGCAACCAAGAGAGUGAUGAGCUUGUUAGAUACUCUGACAGUGACUGGGCUAGAUCCAUUGAUGAAUGAGGAGUACUUCUAG
Molecule: messenger RNA, 399 nt
Organism: Pistacia vera
Lineage: Eukaryota; Viridiplantae; Streptophyta; Magnoliopsida; Sapindales; Anacardiaceae
Exons: 2
Coding region: 1-399 (132 amino acids)
Source: RefSeq, a predicted model, not a curated record